UUUUAAUUAAAAUUUAUUUCUGGUAUGAGUGGAAGUCCUGUUCACCAAUAAUUAUAAAAAACUUUAGAUGUAGUUUAAAGAGGAUUUGAAGAGAUAGUCUAAAAUAUUCCAAAACAAUAUCAUGAACAAUGUAUGAGUUAAAAUGCAAAAAAUUUUGAAAAAUAUGCAUAAUGUAUAAAAAAGGAUAAUUAUUUAAGGUAUGUAUUAAAAAAGCAAAGUUGUAGAAAAAUAAAUGAAAGCUUUUGAUUUCAAGAUGCUUUUUAUGGGGAUUACAUUUGAUUAAUGCAUUAAGACUAGUUAAUAAGAUUAAUGUAUCUAAAAUGCUAAAUCAUCAGUUGAAGGGUUUAUCAAUGAUUUUUAGAAGGUUGUUAAAUGA
This is a messenger RNA of Paramecium sonneborni, 376 nucleotides long. The record is from the annotation of a GenBank genome assembly. NCBI's taxonomy places the organism in Eukaryota, Ciliophora, Oligohymenophorea, Peniculida, Parameciidae.